Culex quinquefasciatus (southern house mosquito) is the source of this 900-nucleotide messenger RNA. RefSeq lists its product as uncharacterized. Gene Ontology annotation, biological process: DNA integration. Lineage: Eukaryota; Metazoa; Arthropoda; Insecta; Diptera; Culicidae. The record is from RefSeq and is a predicted model, not a curated record. Bases 1 to 900 code for a protein of 299 amino acids. Gene Ontology annotation, molecular function: nucleic acid binding. The transcript has a single exon.
AUGCAAAGCGGCGAACUUGAAGAUGAUGCCGGACAUGGGCAAGCAGAAGCCAGCGAAGCUACCGUGGAGUUAAUCUCGAUCGACUUUGUCGGUCCGUUGACACGGUCUAAGCGCGGAAACACGGUGAUGUUGGUGAUCGUUGACUGGAUUACUAAGUAUGUCAUUGUUCAUCCAAUGCGAAGCGCAGACGCGGUCCGCAUGGUAGAGUUUCUCGAACGGGAGGUCUUUCUCAAGUUUUCUCGUCCCCGGAUCAUACUUUCGGAUAAUGGAAAGCAGUUCACUUCACUCGUCUUUCAAGCGCUCCUGGCCAAGCACAAGAUCAUCCACAUGAAAACGGCAUUUUAUUGUCCAAUGGUAAACAACGCUGAGCGCGUGAAUCGUGUGUUGGUGACUUGUAUUCGCGCUUUGUUGGACGAGGAUCACAUAAGCUGGGAUGAGAAUCUACAAGCCAUUGUAGCAGCGAUCAACAGCGCGAAGCAUGAGGUGACUGGUGUGAGUCCGCACUAUGCCAACUUUGGGCGUGAUCUACUGUUGCAUACGGACCUGUACACCCAGCAAGAUCUCAAUACCGCGGAUGACCCUAAGGUUGCACAGGACAUGCGGCUGUCGGCGAUUCGCCGUAUACAGGAGUUCAUCAACAAGCGGAUCAAGAAGAACCAUGAGAAGAAGCAGCAGAAGUACAAUUUGCGGACGAGAACGGUAGCGUUCAAGGUCGGUGAUCUGGUGUGGCGUAGGACGUUCAACCUGUCAUCGAAAGCCGACAAGUUCAACCAAAAGUUAAGUCCGAAGUUUGUACCAGCAGUCGUACGGGAAGUUCUUGGAACCAACCUGUAUACGCUCGAGGAUGUGACCAGUGGAAAGCGCGGCAGGUAUCAUGCCAAGGAUAUCAAGGAGGAUUGA